This is a messenger RNA of Osmerus eperlanus (European smelt), 2472 nucleotides long. RefSeq names its product N-acetyllactosaminide beta-1,3-N-acetylglucosaminyltransferase 3-like. Gene Ontology annotation, cellular component: Golgi membrane. The transcript has a single exon. NCBI's taxonomy places the organism in Eukaryota, Metazoa, Chordata, Actinopteri, Osmeriformes, Osmeridae. The record is from RefSeq and is a predicted model, not a curated record. Bases 111 to 1142 code for a protein of 343 amino acids. Gene Ontology annotation, molecular function: UDP-glycosyltransferase activity; hexosyltransferase activity.
UGCCAUCUCUUAACCUCAAAUUAGUGGGUUUGCUUUUAAUUGGAACUGUACUGAACUUGGUGCUCAUCUUUAGUAAAAAGGCCAACCCUGCAGAUGAGUCAUCACAUAACAUGGCGAUAAACACAAAGGAAUCAAUGUGUGACCAAAUAACUAAGAAACCAGAUGCCAUCACAUGGCCACCCUGUCAGCGUAAUGAAUCUGCAUCCAACGUGACAGGCUUUUCUUCACUUCCCGGCCACAUCCAAGACUUCCUGUAUUAUCGUCACUGCCGCCACUUCCCCAUGCUGCUUGACGUACCUGAUAAAUGUGGAGGUCCACAGAACUCUGCUGAUGUCUUCCUUCUGCUGGUUAUUAAGAGCUCGCCUUGGAAUUAUGACCGCAGGGAGGUUCUACGUAAAACCUGGGCAGAGGAGAGAAUCCAGAAUGGUGUAUGGGUGCGUCGACUCUUCAUCUCAGGAACCACAAGCUCAGGAUUUGAGAAGUCAAAGCUGAACAACUUACUGGAGUUGGAAAACAAAGAACAUCAUGACAUCUUGCAAUGGGACUUCAGUGACACCUUCUUCAAUCUAACAGUGAAGCAAAUUCUGUUUCUCGAGUGGAUGGAGAGGAACUGCCCAAAUGCUCGCUUCCUGCUGAACGGUGAUGAUGACAUCUUCGCCAACACAGAUAACAUGGUGGAAUACACUCAAAGCUUCAAGGACAAUGAUGGAAGCAAGCAUCUGUUUGCAGGUCAUCUCAUCCAUUAUGCUGGACCCAUCAGAGACCGAGGCAGCAAGUACUAUGUGCCAGUUCAGGUACAAGAGUCAGAAACAUACCCCCCCUAUUGUUCAGGAGGGGGCUUCCUCUUGUCAGGCUACACAGCUAUGGUCAUAUACAAAAUGUCUCAGUCAAUAACCAUAUUGCCCAUUGAUGAUGUUUACAUGGGGAUGUGCCUGCAAAAGGCUGGUCUUGGCCUGGAGUCCCAUUUUGGUGUCAGGACUGCAGGACUGCGCAUUCCUUCAGAAAGGCUGGAUGCAUUUGACCCUUGUUUUUACAGGGAAAUUAUUUUAGUGCACAGGUUUUUAGUACAUCAGAUUUACAUAAUGUGGCAUGGAGUACGUGACCCUAACCUGAAAUGUAAUGUACAAACUUCACAACUUUGAACUUUUCAGGUGUCUCUUAUCUUGUUUCUUUUUUAAGUAUUAUAUUCAGAUUUCUCACUGGAGAUUGGUGAUUUGUCUUUAUGUAUAACGAUAUGUAAUAUUUUGAUGGUUUUUCCAAUUGAAUUUAUUUGAAGAUUGAAAGGGGUUUGUUUUUCUGACAGGACGAGUCAGACCGGCGGGUCUGACUACCUAACCCCUGUUCUAAGGCCCCAUUCCCCUGGAGACCCUGUCCCCCCCCUUCUCACUGGAUGAUCUACCCCUUCCCCUUGGAGACUCUGCCCCAUCUGCCCCUAUGCCCCAUCAGACCUAGGAGUGGUCUGCCCCCCCCCCCCCUUCCCCUUGAAGACCCUGCCCCACCUGCCCCAAUACAUCAUCCGAUGUUCGGAGAAGCCUGUUGUACAUUUAUGGACAGGACCAUUCAAGGUCAUCGAGAGAACCUUGCACGCCCUAAGGGUGCUGGGGAAAGGAAGUACGUGGUACCACUGGAGCAUGUGUUGUGCUGCUCCAGAAUCCAGUCGUACGUUGCAGCAGUUGGUGGAGAAGGGCCAGGAGGGCCAGUGAACCUUUUGCUAUUGCUACGAAUGUGAGAGUCCGGAAAAGAGGGUUACGACUAGGUCAAGAGUGAUACUGCUUGACCACACUAGAAUUGUACUGGACUAAGAAGGUUUCCGCUAUUUUACUUAAGAGUGUGCUAUAUCAAUAUCAACAUGAUUGUUGCUGUAUCCCGUGUAUCAGGUCCCUGUGAAACCGAAUCAUUGUCUCGGCUGUGGAGAACCCAAAGACGGGGUUCCAAAUGCCGUUGCUGGGGCUGGCUGACCAGGACGAGGAGACAGUGGUUGGUCCGGGCUAUGUUGAUUGAUCUCUGGUGUUUUCAGAGAUCAAAAGAGGGAUUAAAGAAUAUAUUGUGCUUAUUAAAGUUAUGCAUUGUGCUUAUUAAAGUUAUGAACUUAGAAGUGUGCCCAGGCUUAAACAUUGGGUCUCACACUGAGUGUGGGAAGCAGGCUGUUCUUUGUGUCUCUCUCUUCAUUUUCAGAAACAACCUUGAAACCGGGUGGAGACGGCACCCGAGCAGGUGGGACGCGUAGGCAAGAACAACUCCCUGAUGCACGAGAGAACAAGCUCAACCCUUUUUUGAUACUUGUGUUUCAAUUGCACUGUAUAAAUAUAUGCUGGGGAGGGACAGAUAGCCAGUUGGACUUCGUGAACCAGCCCAAACUCUGUUGCGGGUAGGGAAACGUAGACAACCCCAGAGCUCUGUACUUGUUGAUUUCCAACUGCUGCAUUAAAGCUGAUAUUAUGGGACCUCUGCGACUCCAGACCACUCUUUCUA